This is a messenger RNA of Babesia bigemina, 846 nucleotides long. Its product is annotated as METHYLTRANSFERASE-RELATED, putative. The coding region runs from base 1 to 846 and encodes 281 amino acids. The record is from RefSeq and is a predicted model, not a curated record. The transcript is spliced from 6 exons. Gene Ontology annotation, cellular component: nucleolus. Gene Ontology annotation, biological process: rRNA (guanine-N7)-methylation. NCBI's taxonomy places the organism in Eukaryota, Apicomplexa, Aconoidasida, Piroplasmida, Babesiidae. Gene Ontology annotation, molecular function: rRNA (guanine) methyltransferase activity.
AUGGCGACUCGGCCGGAGCAUCUGGCUCCGCCGGAGAUUUAUUACAAUAGCGAAGAAGCUCGCCGGUACACCGUAAAUACGCAUAUCCGAGACAUCCAGGUCGAGAUGAGCCAGCGGGCCACCGAGAUGCUGUUGCUGCCGGAGGAUGAAUGCUGUCUCGUGCUGGAUAUCGGAUGCGGCAGCGGUCUGAGCGGCUCGGUGCUCAACGACCACAACAAUUUCUGGAUAGGCAUAGACAUCAGCGCUUUCAUGCUGGAGGAGGCUGUGCGGAACGAGUGCGACAAGGAAGGCGAUAUGAUCCUUGGCGACAUCGGCGAACCAAUGAACUUCAAGCCCCAAAGCUUCGACGGGGCCAUCAGCAUCAGUGCGCUGCAGUGGCUCUGCGUCGCCAACAAGAGCUCGCACGACCCCUACAAACGCCUCUUGACAUUCUUCAAGUGGUUAUAUCGCAGCCUAAACUAUGGUGCCCGCGCAGCCAUCCAGUUUUACCCGGAGAACGCGGAGCAGAUUGAGAUGAUCACCUCCGCUGCCACGCGCUGCAACUUCGGCGGCGGGCUUGUUGUUGACUUCCCCGAGUCCACGAAGGCGAAGAAGUAUUACCUGUGCAUAUGGGCAGGCAUGACGGGAAUACCGCAGAAAAUGCCGCAGGCAUUAAUGGACGUGGAGUCGGAUGAGGAAGAGACGGUUAAGACAGGCGGCGGAAUGCCGAAGCGGAAUAAAAGGCAGAAAAAGCAAGAGAGUCUACGUCAGCGCAUCAUCAACAAGAAACAGCAGCAACGCAGAAGGGGUAUCGAAACCAGGCCCGACACCAAGUAUACGGGUAGAGCGAGGCCGGGACGCUUUUAA